Messenger RNA from Tetrahymena thermophila SB210, 2058 nucleotides. RefSeq lists its product as hypothetical. The transcript is spliced from 4 exons. Lineage: Eukaryota; Ciliophora; Oligohymenophorea; Hymenostomatida; Tetrahymenidae. The record is from RefSeq and is a predicted model, not a curated record.
AUGUCAACAGAUUUACAAGUUUUUUUACCAAAAUUUAGAAAUAAGCAGCAGUAUAAAUGCAUUAUAGAAAGGUCUUUCAACGAAGCCAUAGAGGAUGCUACAAAUAAUUCUUAGUCACCUUAGAAUAAAUUUAGAUAAGGACUUAUUGAUGUGGUUACUCCCCAUAAGGAAUUGGAUUUAUUCCUCGCAUAGGACAUCAUAGCUAUAAAACCGCAAUCAGGAACGGCUCUCCAAAUGCGGAGAAUUAAUGAUAUAAAAAGCAGAGUUUCUAGCUGCUAUGCUUCAAGAUAAAUCUCACCUUCGAAAAUAAUAGAUAGCAGCUAUACUAAUAAUAGUUUAACAAGCAAUCAAUACUUCCAUAAAAAUAAAAUUUAUUAGAAUUACAAGUAUAAAUCAGUAGCUGAUGACUUUGAUAGAAAUCUACUAAAUAAUACUUGCGACAUUGUCAAAAGUCAAAAAGUUAAAAAUAAAAUAAAAGACUUCUAGUUUUAAUUAUAUCAUAAAAAGCAUUAGCCUCUUUUUGAGCUAUCUGAAGAAAAUAUCAAUUUUUUGGCAGCUAGAGACCCUAUACAAUUUAAUUUUUAGCAAUCUCAACUGCAAUCAGAAUAGUAAAGCAUUUAGAAAUAGGAGGAUCACUAAGAAGCGUUUGAAUAAAAUUUUGAACCAGCAAAUCAAGUUUUGAUAACAGAAACUGAUGAAUCUUCUAAAUUUCUUGACAAAGCACUCAUAAAAACUAUGAAAAAUUCUUUAGAUUCAUUUAGGUUUUAAAAUAAAAGGAGUAAAAGUGAGCUCAGGGGCAAAGCUACUACUCUUUAGAGCACAAUAAAAACAGAAAGAAAUGACUUGAAUAAUUCUAUAAAUACGAUAAAUAAUGAAUUAGAAAGCUCAAGAAACUCUAUAAAUUUUAAAUACAAAAACAAUCAGCCAAACUAGCUUUUACCACCAAUAUUUUCUCUAGAAUAAUUUUCUGGCAACAUAGAUUAACUCCAUUCCUACGCUAAAAUGGCAAAUAAGGGUAAAAUUUGCACAGAAAACUUCAUCUAAAAAGGGAUCCCUUCUUCUUACCCUGCUGUACAUGUUAUGUCUCCUAAAUUUACUACAUCUAAUUCUCCUUCUCCAUCUCAAAAGUGUAAGACAGAAAGUAACUAUCGAACAAGAUCUUCAUCAAUCAGUGGCACUAACUUUAUUAAAAAGAAUGAUAGUAACUAAAGGAUGAUGAUGAUCACAAGUCCAAAUGUAGAGACAGAAGAAAGCACGCUGAAAUUAGAUUCACUAAUAUAGCAAUAAAGAGUUAGAAAUGUACAAGAUAUAUCUAACAAGGUUUAAAGUUAACUUGAAUUUAAUUCGAAUGAAAUAAAAUAAGCUAUGGACUCAAUAAGAAAACACUUUUGGGGAUCUACUAUUAAAGAUUAACACUAUAUAAAGCUAAGCUAAGAUUAGCUAUUCUAUGAAUUUCUGUAGUUUUGUUAAAUUUCACACAAAGUUCUUGAGAUGCACAGACAAAAUUUAAUCUAAUUACCUACAGACCUAAAAAAGAACCAGCUAAAGUUAAUGGAUCUCAUAAAAGAGACAGAUAAAACAAUCCUACUAGAAGUUAUGUAAGAAGCCUUUCCUGUUUUAAAAGAAAACAUAAACUCUAUCAAAUAAAGAAUCUUAGAAGCACUAAAUUUUAAACUCCCAAAAUAAAUAGACAAAUCCACUUUUUAUACUAUUGGUUGGGAGGGUUUUCAAAAUUUUAUAUAGAUAGCAGUAACCAAAAAAGCAAAUUUAUCAGAAAUAGCAAAUUUUAUAGUUAAAUUCUUUAAUCCUUAACAGCACAAAUAUAUUUAAGUUGAUGACUUUAUUAGUACCCUAAAAACAGUAAGCAGUAAAGUAGAUAAAUAUGUAGACUAAAAAAGCAAAAAAACCAUUUUCUCAGCUUUUGAAUAGAAUUUUAAGCUACUUGGUAUCGUAGUACCUGGAGUUUCAGUUUUUAAAUCAAGUUAACUAAGAGUCAUUAUAAUGGAAAAUAAAGUUAACCAUAAUGAAUUAAUUGACCUAAUCUUUGAGAGUUUUUGA